GGCCGCCGAGCGAGCCCGAACGCCACCGAACAGAGUGUUGUAGAGCCGGAACGGCGUAAGAGCCGCACGCCAGCCGCGCUGCUGCCGCGCUAGCCGCGCCAUUCGCUUUAGUCUGCGACCGCCCUCCGAUUGAUGUGUACGUGACUGUGACGCCGCUGUGACACUUGACAGUUGUUAUCGUGAUCGUGUGAUGUUUUCGUAUCGGAACUAUGGUGUAUCCCCAUGAAAAUGUGGAGUGAUUUCCAGGGCUCGGGUGGCGGGUGCGGCGCCAAGCGGCGCGCCAGCUCCCCGUGCGAGGGCGGCGGUAAAGUCGCACGCUGGGAAGAUUCAAUAGCGCGGCUCGAGGCCGUGGCCGCCGGAGCGGGCGGCGGAGACUGCUGGCGAACGGAGGAAGAGGAGAGGCGCGCGUGCCGCCGGCGCUGGUGCGGCGGCUGGUGCGGCGCCCACGACACUAUUCGUGCCGAGAAUGGCAAGUCAUACCUGGAGCUCGGCGGCGCCGCGGCGCGCGCCUGCUGCGACGGCCGGGCCGCCGGCCGCUGCGCCUCGAGGCGCUGCUACCGCGAAAGACGAUUCAAGAUGAUGAACUUGUGUGCGUUGAAAUUAGCUCGUUUCCGUCAAACGGCGGACCCUUCGCUGAGGCGAUCUGUGUUAGUGUGCAAUACUCUGCGCGGCAUCGAGAGAGAGAUGGAACGGGAGAGCGCCGAGGAAGCGCCUUUCGAGCCCACUUGUGUGACCGGCGGUGUGGCGCGAUGCGAGCUGCUGAGCGCACGGGACCCGGCCGCCGGGCGGGCGACUCCGUUCCCCUCGCCGCCGCCCCCCGACAGAGACUCCGGAUAUGGCGACGAGGAGCAGCGCACCAUCGACUGGGGCUCGGUGCUGAGCCUGUCGUCGCGAUCGGCGCUGGACCCCCCCGAGGACGCGUGGCCCGACGACUGGAGCUGGAGCGAGGACAGCUUCGUGCGGCUGCUGGUGCCGACGAGUUAGUGCACGCCGCGCGGGCCGGAGUCGCCCGCGCCCCCCUGAGCGCCUGUGAUACCGCGGCGGCGGCUGCGGCGGUGAGGUGA
Achroia grisella is the source of this 1064-nucleotide messenger RNA. RefSeq lists its product as uncharacterized. NCBI's taxonomy places the organism in Eukaryota, Metazoa, Arthropoda, Insecta, Lepidoptera, Pyralidae. The record is from RefSeq and is a predicted model, not a curated record. Bases 223 to 984 code for a protein of 253 amino acids. Gene Ontology annotation, molecular function: transcription regulator activity. Gene Ontology annotation, cellular component: nucleus. The transcript has 2 exons.